CGAACCUCGAGGGAAGCGUCUCCUGCCCUACGGAACUCCAUGUCACCGCCUAAGCUGCCUCCGUUCACCUCCAUCAAUCCUAGGAAAGGCAAGCUGGCUGUGGCGACCCUCUGCCUACAAGACGUCUCUCCGAACAUCUACCUAAACCAACAACACCAACUACAGUACCUUAACAACCACCCCGUCAAUCACCGCAGCAGCUACCGUCACAAUAACCACGACAACCACCACAAAAAUCGUAACAACCACAACGAAGGCGACCACCACCACUACCACCAUAAUUCUUCUGGUUUCUUCAGUCGUCAGCUCAGAUCUCGGUGUAAGGGAGGUACCACCAACGAGCUCAGUGACAAGGUCUCGUUAUCUGCUGAGUGUCAACUACGAGACGAGAACGAUAGGAGAAAAUACCACAACACAACGACAAUGCUCGGUAGUUGUGGUUCCUUGAGUGAACACAAGGAGGUCGCUUAUCGUGUGUGCAGUGCCAGAACUAAGGACAAGAAGCAGUGCCGAGUGAGUGCCGCAGGGUGUUCGAGUGCUGGGAGACGUAAGAGUGAAGGGUGUCCUAGUGUCGUAGAGGAGAGCCAAGACCUGGAGAUAACAGGUAGCUUGAACUGUCUCCACGGCCGUCCCCUGACGCUCGAGAAUGGCGUCUACGAGGGUCUUGAUCUGAAGGGCGGCCACCAAGGCACCUCCUACUCAUCCUCAGUGGAAUGAUUUAUCACUAGACGAGUCCCUGGUGCUCGUAUACCUAACGUCGAAGGCGCUGAAGGGGAGGGAAUGAAGUGUCAGGACUAAAUAAACAGGUGUUAUUGAUGCUCCUAGUGUGAGUGAGUGUGUACCUGCGCGUCACUCCUUCAACACACUGAUCACCAACCAGCGUUACUCACCCAAGCUCAAGUAAUGAAUAACUCCACUCAUUAAGAUAUAUACGACAAGUCAUAUAAACAAAGACAAAAAAACACUCAGAUUUUAAAUAAUUAUCUUCUAAAAUCUGGGUAUAUUUUUUCGAUGACUGUUUAUAUAAUGUUGCAUAAAAUCAGAUAUAAUUCCUAGUUAUAUGUGAGUCUAUUAAGAAACUAUUUUUGGAACAAGUGUCUGAGAUAGAGUUUUAUCAACAGGGUAAACUAAAACCUUCUAAAAACAAACAAUAGUAUUUAGAUGUACAAAUACUCAAUUUAUAUAGACUGAGUCACAAUUUAUAUAUAAACACAAGAGAUGAAGAUAUAUAUUAAAAUAAGCUCUCUAACAGGGAAGAUGUUUAAGAUGUUUAGAUUUUUACUCACUUAUCAGAUGUUUAUAGACGAAAAGUAAACAUUAACUCAGUAUAUUUCCUAUCAUGGCCGUGUGGUGUUUUCUGAUGUGUUUAUGUGUUAAUAUAUGUUUAUUGAUGUUAUUUCCUGUUUACUAAUAAUGUUUACUGUAGACAAAGGAGACUGUGUUUAUUGUUCAUGGUACAAUACAGUGUUUGCUUCAUUGUACACUGUAGA
This is a messenger RNA of Homarus americanus (American lobster), 1490 nucleotides long. RefSeq lists its product as uncharacterized. Lineage: Eukaryota; Metazoa; Arthropoda; Malacostraca; Decapoda; Nephropidae. The record is from RefSeq and is a predicted model, not a curated record. The transcript is spliced from 2 exons. Bases 40 to 717 code for a protein of 225 amino acids.